Sinocyclocheilus grahami is the source of this 601-nucleotide messenger RNA. RefSeq names its product cysteine--tRNA ligase, cytoplasmic-like. Gene Ontology annotation, molecular function: ATP binding; cysteine-tRNA ligase activity. The annotation marks the transcript as partial. The record is from RefSeq and is a predicted model, not a curated record. Gene Ontology annotation, cellular component: cytoplasm. Gene Ontology annotation, biological process: cysteinyl-tRNA aminoacylation. The transcript has 6 exons. NCBI's taxonomy places the organism in Eukaryota, Metazoa, Chordata, Actinopteri, Cypriniformes, Cyprinidae.
AUGCAUCUAUUUACUGAUGUCCUCCCUCCUGAAGUUCUCACACGGGUCAGUGAGUAUGUGCCAGAGAUUGUGGCAUUUGUCAAAGGAAUUGUGGACAACGGUUAUGGAUACGAAUCAAAUGGAUCGGUAUAUUUUGACACAGCAAAGUUUGAUUCCUGCCCUGCUCACUCUUAUGCCAAACUAGUACCAGAAGCCGUUGGUGAUCAGAAGGCUCUUCAAGAAGGAGAAGGAGAAUUGAGUGUCUCAGCAGACAGACUCAGUGAAAAGAGAUCACAGAAUGACUUUGCACUGUGGAAGGCCUCCAAGCCUGGAGAACCAUCUUGGGACUCCCCUUGGGGAAAGGGGAGACCUGGGUGGCAUAUUGAGUGUUCCGCCAUGGCUGGAUCCAUUUUGGGAGAGUCAAUGGAUAUCCAUGGUGGAGGUUUUGACUUGCGUUUUCCUCAUCAUGACAAUGAGUUGGCGCAGUCUGAGGCUUAUUUUGAGAAUGAUCACUGGGUACGAUAUUUCUUGCACGCCGGUCACCUGACCAUUGCCGGAUGCAAAAUGUCCAAAUCUCUGAAGAACUUCAUUACUAUCAAAUAUGCCCUGGCCAAACAUACAG